CAACACUAGCAAUUUAGUCCACAUUUGUUUGCGCUUCAUUUUCGCAUUCAAUUGUUUAUAUAUUUUGGUAAAUUAUUACCAAAAAGACGGCAUAAAUGUGCAACCAGCUUCGGCGAGACUUUAAAUAUAUUUUCUGCGAACACAGGUGAUACGAGCCUUGUGCGUGUGCCCACGAUAAGAAGCGCCGCGCACAGCACAUGGAGCAGAGCGCGCCAGGGACGCCAAAGAAGCGCAAACACAGCGAGUAUCACGAUCCAGACUACCUCUCAACAGCUGCAGCCAAUGAGGACUGUGAGAAUGCAGCCACCACCCAGCAAAAGCGCACAAAGUUGGAGCCGGAGUCGGCGGCUGAGCAGGAGGAGGAGGAAGAGUUGGUUAAAUCAUCUCGGCCACAGGGCCCCGUGCCAGACACAACGGAACGGUUCGAACGUAUCUAUGAGAUUGUGCAGGUCGAGUUUCAGAGGGAAAUCUCGCUUAAGGAUGAGCAGCUGGCCGAGAUAGACAGACGACUGCAGCAGGCACGUCAUCUGCUGGACAAGCUGCGCUUUGAAGUGGUCAGCGAGUUCUAUCGGAAGCAACAGGUUCCUCUCACGGCCAGCGACGUGGCCAAAGUGCGAGGUGGCGAAACCCUUUUUGGCGAUGAGAGUGCUGGUCCGCAGCUGCCGCUGCAUCCGGCCAUUAAGAAGAUUGUCGGCAAGCGGCCCAUACCCAUUCAGAACCACCUGCCGGAACGCACGGCUGCCACACUGGCCAAGCAGACGAUAAGGCAGCGAAAUCCCGCACACCGUCGGGCCGAGCGUCGCCGACAGCAAAAGAUACGCGACCAGGGUAUUGUCAUUGAUCAUUCAAAGGACCAACAGCAACCAGCAGUAAAUAUCAAGGUGGAGGACGAGCUGCCAUCCACCAGUCGUCAGGCAUACGAGCGACAGCAGCGGCAACAAGUGGAGCUGAAUGCCUCGCGAUUGAACAACAAGAACAAGUUCCACUUUGUGGUGGGCAAUACAUCCAAAUACAUUGGCGGGGAUCAGCGGCAAGGGAAUAGUGGCCAGGCGCUUGUCUACAAAUGGCUAGUCUAUGUCCAGGGCAAAGGUCUACCAAAACCGCUGGAGACGUACAUCAAGAAGGUGCGCUUUCAACUGCAUCACUCGUAUCGGCCCAACGAUAUUGUAGAUGUUUAUGCGCCGCCCUUUCAACUGAAUCGUCGUGGCUGGGGCGAGUUCCCUAUGCGGAUACAGCUGUUCUUCCAGGAUCAUCUGCGACAGAAGCCCGUGCAGCUGAUGCACACGGUCGUGCUGGAUAAGACAAUGUGUGGCCUGCAUACAAUGGGCGCGGAGACUACUCUCGAGAUUUGGUUGAGAGCGGAACAAACAAAGGUCAAGCAGGAACCAUUUGAGGCUCCCCCAGCACCUGCGGUUGCCCCUUCAGCUCCUGCUGUGGCUCCUCCAGCUUCCUUCCCAUCCCCCUUGGAAUGCUUGAAGCCCAGAACGAUAUCCAUCACUCAAAACAAGGAGGAACUGGAUGACAACCUCUUUGCUGGCAUCAACAAGAUCGAAAUGAGCGACGACAUUGAACAGAUUGAACCCACGGUUUUGGUCACGGAGCCCCUGAAGCUCAGCUAUAGUCCCAAAAAGCAGCCGUCCACAGGAACUAUGCAUGCCAGACCGCCGCUGCGGCUCAAUGCAGCUCCCCUAAGCGCCUCGCGUCCAUCUGUCGUCUACCUGCCCGUUCUCAAUGGCAAAAGCCCGAUCAAGAGCGAGAAAUCGAUGCGGAUGCGACAUCCUCAGAAUGGACAUCGUGCCAAGCAGAACGUAGUCUUCCAGAAGGAGGGAAAGCUGUACAUCAUCGAUCCGCAGCAGAGCAAGCUGAAGCAGGCUUCCCAGCAGCGAUCACUUCUAAAGCCGCAAGUUAGUCUGUUGAAGGCGCCGGCGGUCAAUCGACGUCAUCAGCUGCUGUGCAUCCAGCACGAUCAUGGCUAUGCGGACAUGACAAGCGUUUACAUGAAGGAGGAGCUGCAGGAACUGAACAACACCUUGCAGAAACGUUGGUCAGCAUCUCUGGUGACUGCAGCGCCGUUUCGACCCCGGAAACUGGAUCACAUCUUUGGAAGCGCUCAGUUCAAGAGCAUGCGCAGCGCUGUGGAGUUUCUGUUGCGUCGUUUGCCGCUGAUAGGAUAUCCGAAAGUGGAAGAGGAGCCCCCCUUUGUGUGUCCACCCAAUCUGGUGGCCUUCCAGGCACAGCCUGCCUUGCGGCAACGUUGCUACGAGUACCUGCGGGCACGGUAUCUGCGUCGCUGCAUGCUGCAGCACCUGGGAUUACAGCAGAUGCAUGACAGUGGCAAGGAGCUCUACUGGAGUCUGCGUGAGAUCGUAAGCUUUGCCCGUCUGCAUGGGUAUACGCCACCGCUGAAGAUGCUGACACCCUCCGAGAAGAGGCCAGUGAAGCUGGGCGGCGGGGAGCAGUUGGCACAGCGUGUCCAGGAGCAAUUGAAGGAGGAUCCACAGCCGCACCUCUCGGCCUACUGCAGUGUCGGCUCCACAAAUCGUAUGGAUGGUUGGAUAGUGCAGCAAACGGGUCGCCUUCAGGGGCAUGAGCAAGUAGUCGAGGAUCAAGGAUUCAUCGAUGUCUUGGGUGUGGAUUUGUCCAAUACGCGGAACAUUAGUCAGCGUCGUCCACGCUGCGGGCCCGUGGCAAACAAUCGCCAGCUGCUGUACCUGCCGCCGCCGGAGCACCUCGAGACAGCAACGCAGCUGGUCCAGGACAUGUGCAAGGACAUCAACAUCAGCCUCGAGGCGGAAGAGUGUACGCCGGGUGUCUCACAGCCGCUGACCCUUACGCUGCUAGGCCGUGUGUUGGGCAUGUUCGUGGAGCGUCUGGUGCGCCGCUCGAUAGCGGUCAAGCUCCAGCAGGAUACCAUGGAAGAGCUGCCUACGCCGGCCGCCAAUGUGCCGCUCUGCCUGCAGCCAUACGACAUUGGUCGGGCGAUAGCUCAGUGCCCGGAGCUGGACUUCCUGGGGAAUAGUCACCUGGGGGUGACUCAGCCGGGGCAGCCGCAGACCUAGAGCCGUGGGAAUUUAUUUGUUUUUAGCUGCACGCAAUUCACAGUUCAAAUUCUCCUGGGAUAUUAGUCGAUACCUACGUGUAAUUAUUUUAAUGGAUUUUAAGCUUAAAAUAAGUAAUUAAAUUAGUUAAUUUAACAUUC
Drosophila subobscura is the source of this 3199-nucleotide messenger RNA. RefSeq lists its product as uncharacterized. The record is from RefSeq and is a predicted model, not a curated record. Gene Ontology annotation, cellular component: NuA4 histone acetyltransferase complex. Gene Ontology annotation, biological process: regulation of transcription by RNA polymerase II; chromatin remodeling. The coding region runs from base 198 to 3059 and encodes 953 amino acids. The transcript is spliced from 2 exons. Gene Ontology annotation, molecular function: histone binding. NCBI's taxonomy places the organism in Eukaryota, Metazoa, Arthropoda, Insecta, Diptera, Drosophilidae.